GGGGAGGCGGCGGCGGCGGCGGUGGCGGCCCGGCCCGUCUGGAUGAGGGUCCUUCCUCCUGCAGGCCACCUAUGAUCCACCCUUCCCUUAUUUUUCAAAAAGAAAAGAAAAGAAAUGGAUGACAAGGCCUCGGUGGGCAAAAUCAGCGUGUCUUCAGAUUCGGUCUCGACUCUCAACAGCGAAGAUUUUGUCUUGAUUUCCAGGCAGGGAGAUGAAACCCCCUCCACCAACAACGGCAGCGAUGAUGAAAAGACGGGGUUGAAGAUUGUAGGAAAUGGGAGUGAGCAGCAGCUGCAGAAGGAACUGGAAGACGUCCUAAUGGAUCCCCUUAUGGAGGACCCCUCCAAUGACCGGGAGGGGGAGGAAGAGAGCCCCUCCCAGGACGGAGAGGUGGACGAGCCAGUUCUCCUCGAGGCCUCCGCCUCCUCCACCAUCAACCCCGUGUCCAUGACGGGACCCUCCAAGCCAGAAAUGAGGCUCCCGGUGAAGCCAUCCCAGGGAGAUUCGGAGGAUUCCAGUCCCUUCACCCCAGUGGCUGACGAGGACAGCGUGGUCUUCAGCAAACUCACCUACUUGGGCUGCGCCUCUGUCAAUGCCCCACGGAGCGAGGUGGAGGCCCUGCGGAUGAUGGCCAUCCUGCGCAGCCAAGGCCAGACCUCCGUGGACGUGACGCUCUCUGUGCCAAACGUGUCCGAGGGCACCGUGAGGUUGCUGGAUCCUCCAACGAACACCGAAAUCGCCAACUAUCCCAUUUACAAGAUCCUUUUCUGCGUGCGAGGUCACGAUGGGACUCCGGAAAGCGACUGCUUCGCUUUCACGGAAAGCCAUUACAACUCGGAGCUCUUCAGAAUCCACGUCUUCCGAUGCGAGAUCCAGGAAGCUCCUUUAAUUCCCCUAGAUAAUGGAGUUGGGCGGAUCUUGGCCUGUUUCCUCCUACCUUUCCCUAAUCCGGGAAGCCAGGAUCGCAGUUCAGAGGCGCUCGGUUGUGGAAGUGCUGUUCCGAAGGACAAAGACAGGCAGUGCUUCAAGUUACGGCAAGGGAUCGACAAGAAGAUUGUCAUCUAUGUGCAACAGACCACUAACAAAGAAUUGGCCAUUGAGAGAUGUUUCGGCCUCCUUCUCAGUCCCGGAAAAGACGUGCAGAGCGGAGACAUGCAUUUGCUGGAUUUGGAGUCCAUGGGAAAAAGCUCGGAUGGGAAAUCGUACAUCAUCACCGGGAGUUGGAACACCAAGUCUCCACACUUCCAAGUAGUGAACGAGGAAACGCCCAAAGACAAGGUGCUCUUCCUGACCACAGCUGUGGAUUUGGUGAUUACGGAGGUGGAGGAGCCCGUCCGCUUCCUCCUGGAGACCAAAAUCCGUGUCUGUCCCCCCAACGAAAGGCUCUACUGGCCUUUCAGCAAGAGAAGCUCGACGGAAAACUUCUUCCUAAAGCUGAAGCAGAUCAAGCAGAAGGACCGAAAGACCAGCACCGACACUCUCUACGAAGUGGUGUGCCUGGAGAGCGAAGGCCAAAGGGAAAGGAGGAAAACCACUGCCAGCCCCGCCAUCUGCCUCCCCCAGUCCGGCUCCCAAGGCUCUAUGAUCCCCUCCCCUCCUGAGGAUGACGAAGAGGAAGAUAACGACGAGCCCCUGCUCAGCGGCUCAGGCGACGUCUCUAAAGAGUGCGCGGAAAAGAUCCUGGAGACGUGGGGAGACCUCCUUUCCAAGUGGCACUUGAACCUGAGCGUGCGGCCUAAGGCCUUGUCUGCGUUGGUGAGGAGCGGCGUCCCGGAAGCUCUGCGGGGUGAGGUGUGGCAGCUCCUGGCAGGAUGCCACAACAACGAUUUCCUGGUGGAGAAGUACCGGAUUCUCAUCACAAAGGUGGGUUUGUUUACGAUCGGAGGAGAAGAUGCUUCCACAGUGGGCCUUGGCUUGGCUUGUUGGGUUGGUGGGCAUGUGGAACCGCUUGGAGAGAGUGAGGAUGUUGUGGUCUGCUGGUAG
Molecule: messenger RNA, 1983 nt
Organism: Notechis scutatus (mainland tiger snake)
Lineage: Eukaryota; Metazoa; Chordata; Lepidosauria; Squamata; Elapidae
Source: RefSeq, a predicted model, not a curated record